AACAUAACACUUACAAGUCGGUCUCCACCAUACCAAAGUUAAUAGGAGGUAUAAGAGUUCCUCCAUAAGGUACCGAUUCCAUCCCAAAGUAAGUGAAAGGAAGCGAUUGGAUAAGAUGAAUUAUAAUGGAUGGGUUAUGAGAAACCACUUAUGGAAUGAAGUUGUUUUAAGAUAUUUUGGACGCUUAUUGCAUCACGUUUCAAAGUACUGGAAUCGUUUUUCUCAACAGGAAGAGAGUAACUUUGCGAAUGUGGGAAGCUUUUAUGGGAAUGAUGAUACUACGAGUUCCUGCAAAACGCUUGGUCAAAUAGGUUUACUACAAGUUGCUUUUUAUAUUUGUGUGAUUGCAACUUUGUGGCUAUUGGAAAGCAUAUUUGGUUUUCCCUUUGAACAAGUUUUCCGUCAAGUGUUUUCCUAUGAAGUUUGGAAGACAUCCACCGCACAAGGCUUUCUGGUUCCUUGUGCUUUUUUGUUGAAUAGCGUUUGGAUGGCUGCGUGGCUGUUGAUAAUUGUAAAACGUGCCAAAAAGUGUCUGGACUUUGUUAUUACUAUGUAUUUGUUACACUUUGUAUUUUGUACGGGGUUUUAUAGUUUUCCCUAUUCUUGGAGUUGGUGGUUAUUUAUGUUGAUACAAGUAUCUAUUAGUACAUUACUUGGAGAGCGUUUAUGUAUGAAGAGAGAGUUACAAGAUAUUAUGUUGAUUCCUUCCGUAGAAGACAAUGGAACGCCACUUUCUCAAAUCAUCACAAUAGAAUCCAAUCAUCCUUCUCAUAGCACUUCUCAAGACGCUUAUCGGAAGAAUUGAACAGCACAGCAGGACACGCCAAAUCAUUCUUUU
Messenger RNA from Galdieria sulphuraria, 838 nucleotides. RefSeq lists its product as hypothetical. The record is from RefSeq and is a predicted model, not a curated record. Gene Ontology annotation, cellular component: Golgi membrane; trans-Golgi network. NCBI's taxonomy places the organism in Eukaryota, Rhodophyta, Bangiophyceae, Galdieriales, Galdieriaceae. Gene Ontology annotation, biological process: Golgi to plasma membrane protein transport; Golgi to endosome transport; protein localization to Golgi apparatus. The transcript has 2 exons. Bases 116 to 805 code for a protein of 229 amino acids.